CUCGCUCUUGCUCAGGCUUAUCCUGUGACUUUCUGUGUCCCAGCUUGUCUCAAGACCAGGGAUGGUCUGAUUUAUCUCUGUAGCCUGUGCAUCUAAAACAGAAGAGGCAAAUACUCAGUAUUAAGUCCCCCUAGCGAUGAGCAGUAUGUGUGUUGGGGAUAAGGGUGAGGAGGUCAGAUAGGCCAGGCCCUGCUAGCGAGAAUCCCAGAAAUACAAUUUUUCUCCGGGAAACACACCCCCUCCCCGCCCUCCAGUGGACUACAGCUCUCAGAAGGCAGAGACAUGGACUACAACUCCCAGAAGGCCACGCGACCAUGUAGCCUGCCAGUUCUCUUGAGGCUGCGCGCCAGUCAGAUUCAGUGGGAGGGGCGGCCGAAAUACCGCGAUAUUUGGGGGGCAGCCCGGAGACACGCCUGGCGCUGAUCCUAAAUCCUGACUGAGCUUUGUGGAGCCUAGGCCGGCAGGUUCCCAGAAAUCAAAGCCACCAGACCCCACAUGGAACCACAGGCCUCAUGUUCAGCUGCCGCACCCUUGACGGAGAGAAAAUUCCAUGUUCUCGUGGGUGUCACUGGGAGUGUUGCAGCACUGAAGUUGCCUCUUCUGGUGUCACGGCUUUUGGAAAUUCCUGGGCUGGAAGUAGCAGUGGUCACAACUGAGAGAGCCAAACAUUUCUACAGCCCCCAGGACGUUCCUGUCACCCUCUACAGCGAUGCUGACGAAUGGGAGAUAUGGAAGCACCGCUCUGACCCUGUCCUUCACAUUGACCUGCGGAGGUGGGCAGACUUCAUGCUGGUGGCUCCUCUUGAUGCCAACACUCUGGGGAAGGUGGCCAGCGGCAUCUGUGACAACUUGCUUACCUGUGUCAUCCGGGCCUGGGACCGCAGCAAGCCCCUGUUCUUUUGCCCGGCGAUGAACACCGCCAUGUGGGAGCACCCCAUCACCGCGCAGCAGGUGGACCAGCUCAAGGCCUUCGGCUACGUUGAGAUCCCCUGUGUGGCCAAGAAGCUGGUGUGUGGAGACCAAGGUCUGGGGGCCAUGGCUGAGGUGGGGACCAUUGUGGACAAAGUGAAAGAAGUCCUCUCCCAGCACGGUGGCUUCCAGCAGAAUUGAACUGGGAUUUCUGUCACGUGUGUCCCUUUGUACUCAGCGUGGGUUCAAGCCAAGCUGGUGAAGAAGAUGGACACUGGUACCAUAUGAUGAGGGUUCCUCCCUUUGCUGAGUGGGGACCUGACCUGGGUCUGCUCUGAGCCUCCCAGGGGCUGGACCUGCUGCAGGUUAAACUGCACCAACGGCCCAGCUCCCAGCUUCUCUCAACCAGGAGAUGCUACUGCAUGGAGUCCCUGCCCACCUUUUCCUGCGAUGGGUACAGCAAGUCAGGUGAGCAAGCUGCCAUGCUGUCCUCACGGGAGGAGGACUGAGAGAUGGGAAACCUCACUUCUACGUCUCGUCCAGAAGUGCCACAACUGGAGAGCCCUGGCUGAGCUGUGAGAGCUUUGGCCCUUUGGUGGGGUGCUCAGCUACCAGAGUCAGAGAAGCCUGUGAACUGGCAGGACUCUGAGGCUUUGUGCAGACCAUGCCAUGAGAUUGGGGUGCUAAGAAAUAAAGAAAAUACCCAUGCCCAUUU
Messenger RNA from Microcebus murinus (gray mouse lemur), 1624 nucleotides. It is a transcript of the gene PPCDC, whose product is annotated as phosphopantothenoylcysteine decarboxylase. Gene Ontology annotation, cellular component: phosphopantothenoylcysteine decarboxylase complex. NCBI's taxonomy places the organism in Eukaryota, Metazoa, Chordata, Mammalia, Primates, Cheirogaleidae. Gene Ontology annotation, molecular function: FMN binding; phosphopantothenoylcysteine decarboxylase activity. Gene Ontology annotation, biological process: coenzyme A biosynthetic process. The record is from RefSeq and is a predicted model, not a curated record.